ACCGUGCACGACGAUCUUUACCAUUUAGAGGAGUACUUUAAUACUAGAUCCAGAAGACUCGAUAUGAUGGAAGAAGCAAUGAUUUCCAACGGUCUACUGAUACGGAUCACCAUCUCUGUGCUGCUCUCAGCUCUGCUCUCCCUGUAUGGUCUGAGGAAGGGAUCUCUGAGCCUCUCUGGUGGAGUGGCAGCCUUUGCAGUGGGCUUCAUACACACUAUGUCCAGUGGGUGCUUCUGUGCUGCCUUACUAACCUUCUUCCUGACUUCGUCUCGUCUCACCAAAUGGAGGGGCCAAGAGAAGAGGAGGAUCGAGGCAGACUACAAGGAAGGAGGUCAGAGGGACUGGGUACAAGUGCACUCCAAUGGGACUGUGGCAUGUGUGGCUGCCCUGCUCUAUUGUCGAGUGGCCGGAUUUCGUGAGACCCCACUAUCACCUGACACACUCACUCUCUUCUCCCUUGCCUGUCUGUCUGCACUCUCCUGUUGCUGUGGAGACACCUGGGCCUCAGAGGUCGGCUCGGUAUUGGGGGGAGCCCCCAGACUCAUAACGACAGGGGCAAGAGUACCAAAAGGGACGAAUGGAGGAGUCACUCUCGUUGGGUUGCUAUGCAGUUUUGCUGGUGGUGUGAUCGUUGGACUGGCUUAUUUUAUAGCGUUGGUUUGUUUUGUGAAUUUCUCCGAGUACUCGGUCACCAUUUCCUCGCAAGCUCUGGUGAUUUUGAUUGGUGGCUUUGCUGGUCUGCUAGGAUCAAUUAUCGAUUCUGUGUUGGGAGCCACUGUUCAGUUUUCUGGCUAUUCUGAGAAAUUGGGACGAGUGGUGAAUGAAGAGUCUUCGGGAGUCAAACACAUCUCAGGAAUAAACAUUUUAGAUAAUCAUCAAGUGAACUUUGUGUCUUCAUUGUUGACAGCUGUUAUUGUUCCACUGUUGUGGUCGCUGUUGUGCAAUCAUGUCAUCGAAGAUUUUUAAUUAUUGUAUUAAAAUACAA
Halichondria panicea is the source of this 985-nucleotide messenger RNA. Its product is annotated as transmembrane protein 19-like. Lineage: Eukaryota; Metazoa; Porifera; Demospongiae; Suberitida; Halichondriidae. The record is from RefSeq and is a predicted model, not a curated record. The transcript has 2 exons. Bases 64 to 966 code for a protein of 300 amino acids. Gene Ontology annotation, cellular component: membrane.